AUGGCUACCCUAACGAAAAUAACAACCUUAGCUAUCCUACUGAGUAGCAGCUAUGCAGGUAUUUUACAUGGAAACAAUCAUCACGAAGAACUAGGUAAUGGGUACCCAUCAUCACCACAUACCAGUUUAACUGCUCCAAGUGCCUUAGCGUCUUCGAGCUUCUCUCCCAGUUCAUUCCCAGCUGGAUCGUUACCAUCUGCAUCUUAUUCUGGCGCUGGCCUAGUUGGAAGUAGUUAUUCAAGUGGAUUUGGCGCCAACGGUGGAUUUAGUGCCAACAAUGUCGGCUUUGGAUCUAACAGGGGCUUUGGAGACUAUAGUAGCUACGGAACAGGAGGAUUAACUGAUGCUUUCAUAGGUGCCAGUGGCUUAGGGUCUGGACUUAAUGGCGCUUCUGUAGCAGCACCUGUUUUGGCUGGAGCUGCUCUUCCAGGAGCUGGACUAACCGGAGGUGAUGCUCCACCUCCAGGACCUAAAGCUCCAGUUAUUACUGAAAUACAUGGCCUUGCCAAUAGUAACGGUGCACCGACACGAUACCGUGUUCGUGAUGAGACUUACCAGGUCUAUCGUGAAGUAACACACAGAGUUCCCCAACCAGUACCUGUACCUGUCCCCCAAACUGUUCAAAUUCCUGUACCACAACCAUAUCCCGUUCGAGUUCCUGUAGUGAAAAACGUUCCUGUACCUGUCGUUAAAAUACAGCAAGUUAAAGUGGACAAACCAGUACCUUACCCCGUGGAGAAAAUUGUGAAAGUACCAGUUGAAAAAGUUGUUCAAGUAGCAGUAGAUCGUCCUGUCCCAAUUGAGAAAAUCGUCAAAGUACCUGUCGUAAAACUAGUGAAGAUCCCCGUUCAUGUUGUGAAAAAUUAUCCUGUGCCGGUCUUUAAGACCGUUCACCACAAAGCUCACGCGAGCCACGGUUCCAGCUACGGUCACAGCCACGGAUGGUCACAAUGGUGA
Melitaea cinxia (Glanville fritillary) is the source of this 957-nucleotide messenger RNA. RefSeq lists its product as uncharacterized. Lineage: Eukaryota; Metazoa; Arthropoda; Insecta; Lepidoptera; Nymphalidae. Bases 1 to 957 code for a protein of 318 amino acids. The record is from RefSeq and is a predicted model, not a curated record. The transcript has 2 exons.